AUGCCGUUCAUGUUCUGCGAUUUCAACAACGUCUCGCCGGCUCCUGCGUCCGUCGCUUCAGCACGAUGCCGUUUAUGUUCUGCGAUUUCAACAACGUCUCGCCGGCUCCUGCGUCCGUCGCUUCAGCACGAUGCCGUUUAUGUUCUGCGAUUUAAACACGUGGCAAUUACGCAGCGGAACGACAAGUCCUAUUGGCUGUCCACUAAUGACCCCAUUCCUAUGAUGCCCGUGGCCGACUCGGCGAUCAGGCCCUAUAUCUCGAGGUGCGUCGUGUGCGAGGCCCCAGCCAACGUGAUCGCGGUGCACAGCCAGGCCCUGAGCAUCCCUGAUUGCCCCAACGGCUGGUCGGGUCUGUGGAUCGGAUACUCCUUUGUCAUGCACACAGCCGCAGGCGCCGAAGGAGGGGGCCAAUCCCUGAGCAGCCCCGGCUCCUGCCUCGAGGACUUCCGCGCCACGCCUUUCAUCGAGUGCAACGGCGCCCGCGGGACCUGCCACUACUUCGCCAACAAGUUCAGCUUCUGGCUGGCGACCAUCGAGGACGCGACGCAGUUUUCGAGGCCGGUGUCCGAGACCCUGAAGGCGGGGAGCUUGAGAACCAGGGUGUCCCGGUGUCAAGUGUGCAUUAAGAACACUUAGGAGUGGGAUCGAGGGGUCAAGUGUGCAUUAGGAACACUUAGGAGUGGGAUCGAGGUGUCAAGUGUGCAUUAAGAACACUUAGGGUUGGAAUCGAGGUGUCAAAGAAUGUGUAUUUUUAGGAACAAUUAAGGUUGGAAUCGAGUUGUCAAAGAAUGUGUAUUUUUAGGAAAAAUUAAGGUUGGAAUCGAGUUGUCAAAGAAUGUGUAUUUUUAG
This is a messenger RNA of Penaeus monodon (black tiger shrimp), 849 nucleotides long. RefSeq names its product collagen alpha-2(IV) chain-like. Gene Ontology annotation, cellular component: collagen trimer. NCBI's taxonomy places the organism in Eukaryota, Metazoa, Arthropoda, Malacostraca, Decapoda, Penaeidae. Gene Ontology annotation, molecular function: extracellular matrix structural constituent. Bases 1 to 636 code for a protein of 211 amino acids. The transcript has 5 exons. The record is from RefSeq and is a predicted model, not a curated record.